This is a messenger RNA of Sipha flava (yellow sugarcane aphid), 1109 nucleotides long. RefSeq names its product omega-amidase NIT2-like. The coding region runs from base 85 to 933 and encodes 282 amino acids. Gene Ontology annotation, molecular function: omega-amidase activity. Gene Ontology annotation, cellular component: mitochondrion. NCBI's taxonomy places the organism in Eukaryota, Metazoa, Arthropoda, Insecta, Hemiptera, Aphididae. The transcript is spliced from 6 exons. The record is from RefSeq and is a predicted model, not a curated record. Gene Ontology annotation, biological process: L-glutamine metabolic process; oxaloacetate metabolic process.
CUGACGAACCUUUACAGUAGAGUAUAAAUGUAAAAACUUAUUAGUAAGAACAUCUAAGAGUGAUUUAAAUAAAAAAGUUUAAAAAUGGCAUCUUCAAAUUUUUCAGGUUUUCGAGUGGCUCUUAUACAAAUGACUAUAACGGGAGAUAAAGCGAAAAAUAUAGCCGUAGCAGUUAAACGUAUACAGGAAGCAAAGCAAAAAGGAUGCACACUCGCAAUAUUACCAGAAUGUUUUAAUGGACUUUACGAAAUUGAGCUAUUCAGAAAAAAUGCCGAAGUCAUUCCAAGUGGAGAAACUAGUAAAGCUUUGUCUCAAGCUGCUAAAUCAAAUCAAAUUUACGUUGUGGGUGGUUCAAUUCCAGAGUUAUGUGAUGACAAAAUCUACAACACGUGUACUGUUUGGAACCCUAAUGGAAAUAUGAUUGCAACUUACAGAAAAGUACAUUUAUUCGAAGUAAAUAUUACUGGCAGUACUCGCUUCAGGGAAGCUGAUGCAAUGAUGCCAGGAAAUUCACUUAGUACAUUUCAAUUGGGCAAGUUUAAAAUCGGAUUGGGAAUUUGUUAUGACAUUAGAUUUCCCGAAAUGGCUGAGUUAUACCGACAACAAGGAUGUGAUAUGCUGAUAUACCCUAGUAACUUUUGUACACCUCUGGGGAUUUUACAUUGGAGUCUUCUAACCAGAAGUCGAGCACUGGAUAAUCAGAUGUUCGUGGCUUUUGUGUCAGCGGCCAGGGUCCCUCAUCCCACUUACGUAAUAUACGGCCAUUCGAUGAUAGCGGAUCCAUGGGGUCAAGUUAUAGGCGAAGCUACUGAAAAGGAUAUGGAUUUGUACAUAGAUCUCGAUUUAAGUGUAUGCGAAAACGUAAGGCAGCAAAUACCCACCGAGAAACAAAAGAGGCACGAUAUUUACGAUGUAAUUCAAAAGGGAAAUUAAUUAUGAUAUGUUUGUGGUGGAUACCAUACAAUGAAAAUGCGAAAUAAUUAAGAAGUUCUCACUUAAAAAAAUUUCUCAUAAUAUUAACCGAUUGUUAUAGUAAUCGACAAAUACAUUAGAUUAUUUAUUUUAUUCGAUGCUGUAGAAUAAUAAUCAUUAAAUGGGUAAUAAUAAUA